GUUUAGUCAGCCAACAGAUUCUUGUCUGAUGUGAUUUCUGCACCAAACACAAAAAUAUCAGAGCUGCAAAGAGUGGUUCAGAAUUCUUGAUGUUGAUCAAUCAAACCCCAACAAAAUCACCCACCAAAAUUCAGCCCCUUCACACACUUCUUCGAUUCCCAUGAGCUUCUGUGAAUGACAAGUUUCAUAGUUCUGGCUCUUAUUAUCAAUCGAAAAACCAAUCUGAAGUUUUGUGAACUGUGCGUGUGUUUGUUGCAUGUGUAACGGUUGAAGAUUUGAAAAUGAGGUUGAGAACGUUCCCGAGUGUUGCUUUCGAGGGAUUGCUUAAAAGUAGGGCAAAAAUCCCACCUCAUCUCGUCUCUCUGCGGUCAAUUUCUUACAGCAUUGAAUCUCUCCAUAAAACCCCAGGUCGGAGCCUCAUAAUUCCUUGCAAUAGAUUGGCAGAAACCUCAGGAAGAACGCCAUGGAAGAACAACAAGCAAUGCCGGCCUUUGGAUUGCGUCUCGGUGGAAAAGAUGUCUGUCUUCUUGCACACACACACCCUGUUGUGUUAGAGAUCAACAGACUGGAGAAUCUCCUCAAAGAGAAGGAGGGUGAACUGAGGAAGGCUAGAAGUGAAAUUCGGGCACUUCGUGCAACUGAAAUGUUCAAGGAUAAGGCUGUGGAAGAGCUUGCAAGUGAGGUUGAAAGGCUGGAAGAAAAGCUAAGAUCCCAUGAAAACCACCUCGAACAUAAGAGUCUUGAAAUCAAGAAACUCGCGGACGAGAAGAAGGAAGCAUUGGCUGCUCAAUAUGCUGCCGAAGCGACUCUUCGAAGAGUUUAUGCUGAGCAAAAGGAUGAAAACUCUCUUCCCCUUGAGUUAGUCAUAGCUCCCCUCGACGCAGAAAUUAAGAUACAUAAGAAUGAGGUUGCUGCACUGCAGGAGGAUAAGAGGGCUCUGGAACGUCUCAUAAAGUCGAAAGAAGUAGCACUGCUCGAAGCUGAAAGAAUACUGAGAAGUGCUUUAGAAAGAGCGCUAGUAGUCGAGGAAGUUCAGAAUCAAAAUUUCGAGCUUAGGAGGCAGAUAGAGAUAUGCCAGGGGGAAAACAAAAUACUCGAGAAGACGAAUAGGCAGAAGGUUUUAGAGGUUGAAAAGCUCAGCCAAACCAUCAGGGAUCUCGAGGAGGCCAUACUUGCCGGCGGAGCAGCAGCCAACGCCAUUCGCGAUUACAGGCGACAGAUCUUGGAAUUAAAUGAGGAUAAAAGGAUGCUCGAAAGGGAACUAGCAAGAGCAAAGGUUACGGCGAACCGGAUGGCAACUGUCGUGGCUAACGAAUGGAAGGAUGGAAGGGACAAAGUUAUGCCUGUGAAGCAAUGGCUGGAAGAGAGAAGGAUAUUUCAGGCGGAGAUGCGGAAGUUGAAAGACAAGCUCGUUACCUCGGAGAGAGCUGUGGAGGCGGAAGCGCGAAUCAAGGAGAAGAUGAAGUUGAGGCUUAAGAUUCUCGAGGAAGGCUUGCGACAAAAGAUUACGCUUUCUGCGAGUAACAAUGGAAUCUCGAAAGGCGAAAGAUCGAACUUCUUUGGAAUUCUGUCGAGUAAUGGUCGAGCAAGAAAGAGAUCGACGCCGCAGCCUUUGUCAUCCACAGACACUAAAAGAAAGUUGAGAAAGAGUCUGUGGACUUCUCGGAACAAAGUUAUCGACAAUUGUGGAAAGGAAAACAAAGAGAUGAUCGAAAACUUCUCCGAUAUGUCUGAUAUCGAUUGCAGCGAUAUGGUCUCCGGAUUUCUUUACGACGUGCUUCAGAAAGAAGUCAUAAACUUGAGGAAGUCCUGCAGCUCGAAAGACGGUUGUUUGAGCUCCAAAGACGAAGAAAUCAAGACACUAAUGAAAAAAGUCGAAACACUGAGCAAAGCCUUAGAAGUCGAGUCGAAGAAGAAGACGAAGAGACAAAUGCAUCGAAAGGAUGAGCAAUCGACAAUCCUAUAGAUUCGCGAGUUGUCCUAAUUUGUGUGAAAGCAUGUAUGAACAACAUUGUAUCGAUCAAACUAUAAAUAAACGGAUGAUUCCCGAUA
Molecule: messenger RNA, 2052 nt
Organism: Andrographis paniculata
Lineage: Eukaryota; Viridiplantae; Streptophyta; Magnoliopsida; Lamiales; Acanthaceae
Product: microtubule-associated protein 70-5-like
Exons: 9
Coding region: 464-1966 (500 amino acids)
Biological process (GO): cytoskeleton organization
Molecular function (GO): microtubule binding
Source: RefSeq, a predicted model, not a curated record